CAAAAUUCACCAAUUUUGUGACAGAAAAAAUAAAAGAACUGCACUACACUGGUGCUGAUCGAAGUACAUGAAUAGAACAUAAAAACUUUCAUCCGAAAAAUGAUUAAAAAAGUGCUAAUCUGGAAAUAACAAAAUUGAUAAAACAUUUUAACAAUACUCAACUUAAAAAAUGGCUGACAACUUUCAAGACAUUCUUUAUGAGAUUGUAAGCGGUUUACAAGAUGGAAUAUUAGGAACACUUAAGAUCCGAAAGUUAGGGAAAGCAGAGAGUGAAGAGAUAUUAAAGAAAGACCCAGAGCCAAUGACUACCUUGGCAAGACGGAGAGCAGAGCGCAAUAAAGACAAAGUCCAGCACAAGGAAAGAGAGCCAAAGAUUAUACAGAGGAUUAUAAUGUGCUGUGCUUGGAAUGGUGGUAUCUUUUUGAUGAGUAUCUUCUUGUUCAACCAUAUGCUGCUGCCCAUUGUUCAGCUAAUUAUAGCUGGCAUAUUUGGAGGGUCUGGGAAUAACAGUGUAUGGGGCUGGAUCGGACCCAUACUCUCCUGGACAUUCAGCGCCCUCUGGAUCCUGCCAAUAUUUGUCCUCAGCAAAGUCGUCAACAGUCUUUGGUUUCAGGAUAUAGCUGAUGCAGCAUACUUUCAGUAUAGGGGAAAACCAAAACAGUUCAACAUCAGCAGCCUGAUAGCUGACAUCAGCUUCAGCAUGCUGCUUCAGGCUUUCUUCCUCAUACAGGGCACUCUGUUCAUGUUCCUGCCGAUUCCUGCAGUGGGACAAAUCAUCGGACAUAUCCACAUGGCUCUACUCUACUCUCUGUAUGCAUUCGAGUACAAGUGGCUAAAUAUGGGUUGGGAGGUACACAAACGUUUGAGCCACAUUGAGAACUGCUGGCCGUAUUUCUUUGGGUUCGGCCUACCUAUGGCCGUAAUGACAUCUCUUCAUCCCUCCGUUGUCAUCAGUGGAUGUAUAUUUUCCAUUCUCUUCCCUGUGUUCAUCAUCAGUGCCAAUGAGGCUAUUGAACCUACAAGAGUGUGUUCAUUCCCUCUGAAGUUGUUUGCUCCAGUAGUUGCCCUCUCCAAUGCCAUUUUCAGUCGUGCCACUGCGGGUGGUUCAAACAUUUCGUCCCAAUCUAAACCAGCAGUGCCACCUACAGGGAGACCUAAGAAACGUGUAGGGAUAUCCCAAUACAGUCAAGAGUAUAGUUGAUACUGAUCUGGUCAUAUUUUGGCAAGGCUGUAUUUGAUAUGAGAAAACUUCAUAUUGAACCCUCUCUUGUGUCCUUACUCUUCACUGUGUGGGAUAAAAAGAAACUUCAGUGUGUGGAGGCGUGGAGGAGCUGUUGACCAGGAGAAAUCUAAAAUGGCAACCUUACGUGAUUAAAUGUGCCAUUGUUUGUAAUUCCUGUGUGACUUAGACUGGUCCCAUAAUGAGUUUACAUAUACUCAAUGUCACGUAAGAUCUCGAUAAAAUUAUAUAGAAACAAGAUUAGUUGUAAACGCCUUUGAUAUUAUUUUUAUCAUCCUCAAUGAAUGUAAUAUUAGGCAUUGUUGUAAAAGGGUACAGAAAAUUGUACUGGAAAAUUUCCCUAAUUUUCCCCUUGACACCAUGGUUCAUUAUACUGUGUUUUGACAUGACUAGGCAGUAUAUUAGUAUCAUAUUAGAUAUUAUGAUCAUCUCAUUACCCUACAUAAUUUACAUCCUGAGUGUAAUAUGUGUAUUGAUAACAUCAUUUAUUUGAUGAAUGUUAAUAAAGCAUUAUCAUUAUUAUUUUGUAUUUUCAACAUUUUUGUUAAACAACUAGUGUUUAUGAUAUAUUUGUGUCUCUUUGUUUGUGAAAAUAAAUGUUGAAGGAAAUUUUGAUACAAUAUUGACAGAUCCAGUUAAGCUGAGAGCCACAUUCAUGGUGCUUUAUGACAUAAUGCGGUUUUCAUCAAUUGAAUAGUUAAGUGCAUAUAAGGAUGAGUGUCAGGAAAUUACUUUCGAUAGUAAAACCAGUAGAAGACAAAAAAGAAAAGAAUAGAAAAUGUAAGGAUCCCAAUGUACAUAGGCAGCGUGCCAGUCUGUGUUCUAUUGGCGUCUCUAAGUGGCUUUGUCUGGCAGUAAAUAGCCAUUUUAGAACUGGUACAGACCAGGGGAAUCCGGCUGAAAUUGAAAUAAAGCGUUGCUAUGAUCGAAACUAUAGAAGCCUGACUAUAUUGAUGUUAUCGUACUGUCCACAUAAGUCGCCUCUUACUGUCCACAUAAGUCGCCUCAUACUGUCCACAUAGGUCGCUUCAUACUGUCCACAUAAGUCACUAUAUGCUGUCCACAUAAAGCGCGUCAUUAUGUUAACAUUAGUCACCUUGUAGUGUCAAUAUUAGUCGCCUCAGUGUUCACAUUAGGCGCCUCAUACUGUCCAGAUAAAAUGCUUCUAGUUUCCUCAUUAGUUGACUCACGCUACCUACAUAGGUCGCAUUUUAACUGUCCAAUUUUGCCACGUAAUGUCCACAUACAGUAAAUCAAACUGUUAACAUUAGUCGUCUAGUACUGCUCUCUCUGACAGCUUUAUAAUGUCGCAUUUGUGGCACCAUGUCCCUCAUAUUAGUCGCCUCAUACCCUCCACAUAAAACACCUUAUAAUGCCAUGUUGUUUUUUAAAAUGCAUUUAUGUCUAUUGUUUCCAAGAAAUACACUCGUUAACAACAAUGGUUUCAGUAAUAUGUACAUCAUUUAUGAAAUGUCGUCCUUUAAGCAAUGGAUGUUUUAGCAAAUGGUAUAUAGUCAUCAUUACUGACAGAUUUGAUGACCACCAAUCGUCUGUGCUAAUUGGUCAGGAGUAGUAUUGCAUGUAGUAAGUAUCACGUAUUAAAUAAAUGAAGAACUUUAAA
Pecten maximus is the source of this 2861-nucleotide messenger RNA. Its product is annotated as etoposide-induced protein 2.4 homolog. Gene Ontology annotation, cellular component: endoplasmic reticulum. Bases 170 to 1201 code for a protein of 343 amino acids. Gene Ontology annotation, biological process: macroautophagy. The transcript has 9 exons. Lineage: Eukaryota; Metazoa; Mollusca; Bivalvia; Pectinida; Pectinidae. The record is from RefSeq and is a predicted model, not a curated record.